Pectinophora gossypiella (pink bollworm) is the source of this 3581-nucleotide messenger RNA. Its product is annotated as dnaJ homolog subfamily C member 1. Gene Ontology annotation, cellular component: endomembrane system. The transcript is spliced from 8 exons. Lineage: Eukaryota; Metazoa; Arthropoda; Insecta; Lepidoptera; Gelechiidae. The record is from RefSeq and is a predicted model, not a curated record. The coding region runs from base 117 to 1469 and encodes 450 amino acids.
UGUCAACGUCACAUCUUUCUUGCCGUGGUUGUAGUUGUACCGAAAUGAAAAAUUCUGAAAAAUAUUCCUUCUAAUGUCUUUAUAAAUUAAUAAUUGACUUUGUAACAGCCAAAAUCAUGCGUCGGGUUGUUUUGAUCUUUGUCACACUAAUCUUGUGCGUUGCGGCGUGGGAUGACGGUGAUUUUGAAGUGUUUGACGUGGUCGAAGAAGUUAACCAGAAUUUCUAUGAAUUGAUGGGAGUUUCUCAGGAUGCAUCUUCUUCAGAAAUCAAGUCAGCUUUUAAAAAGCUUACUUUGAAGCUACAUCCAGACAAGAAUGAUGCUCCGGACGCGGACGUGCAGUUCAGGAACCUAGUUUCUGUUCAUAAUAUUUUGAAGGACCCUGGGAAAAGAGAGAAAUACAAUGAAGUCCUCAAGAACGGUCUACCAAACUGGCGGUCUGCUGUAUACUAUUACCGCCACGUCCGUAAGAUGGGCCUGGCGGAGGGCUCGCUCAUUCUGUUCAUUAUUGUCACUUUCGGACAGUAUGCUGUCAGUUGGGCUGCUUAUGCUGAGAAGAGAUACACUGCUGAACAAAUCCUAAACACUCGAGGGAAGAAACACAUAAAGAAAUCGGGUUUUGACACCGGUUUAUCGGACAUAUUGGAUCAGCUGCCGAAACCCAGUAUCAAGGACACAUUGCCAUUCCAAAUACCCCGUAUGGUAUGGUGGACCAUCAUGGCCAUACCAAGAGGAAUCUCAGAGUUCAAGAGGAGAAAGAAGGAACAAGAAGAAGAAGCAAGGAGACAGAAGAAGAGAGAGGAAGAAGAGAAGGCGCGUGCGCAGCGCGAGGCGGCGGCGGCGGCCGAGGCUAAGGAGCGCGGCGCCCGGCGGCGGCGGGGCUUCGUGCCGCCCGAGCGGGCCUGCCUGCUGGACGCGGGGGACGAGCCCGAGGGGGACGCUCCGCCCCAGAGGGCUGCUCCGGCCCCACCAGUGAUAACAGGCGGUCUGUGGACAGACGACGACCUGGCGGAGCUGGUUAGGCUGGUCAAGAAGUACCCCGGCGGCAGCGGCGAGCGCUGGGAGCGGAUAGCGGAGAGCAUGUGUCGCUCCGUGGCCGAGGUCACCCACAUGGCCGCCAAGAUGAAGGAGAACUGCUACAAGCUGCCCGGGCAGGAGCCAGAAGCACCUGUACUGGAACCGCCCAAGAAGGUGAAAACCCGCAAGACAGAGGAGUCGAGCGGCGGGAGCUGGUCGCAAGCGCAGCAGGCCGCGCUGGAGACGGCGCUGGCCAAGCACCCCAAGGGGGGCGCCGGCGACCGCUGGCAGAAAAUCGCAGGCGCCGUGCCGGGGAAGACCAAGGAGGAAUGUAUGCAAAGAUGUAAAUAUCUGUCGGAAAUGGUGAAGAAGCAGAAACAGAAAGAAGAAGAAGAACAAAACCAGAGCCAAGGGAACGGAGAGUGUAAAAACGACAACGAAGACACCUCGUAAUGUGCACCUUAUUUAUAUGGGCUUAACGUUGACCAUUGAAAGUGAUCUUAUGGCUUUGACUGAGAGUAAUAAUUCGUGACGAUUUUGUGGAUCAAAAUUUAAUUUCUUUAGUUUGACAGUUCAAAACUAGCGCUAUCUCUUUUUUGCACUAAGCGCAAGUGAAGGAUGGCAGUAUUUUGAGAGUUGUCAUACUAAAAUAUAUAUUAUAUAAGUUUUGUCCGGAAGCAGCACUUUUAAUAAAACUAUACUAAAAUUGCUUUUGUAUAAUGACAAUUUUAUUUGGAAAUGUGAAAAAUUAUCAUUUUUAAUGGAUUAUUUUUUAACUGUGGCAAUGUUAUUUUGAUUUAGCAAAAUUAUUCUAAAUCCGUUACUCCGUCCGAAAACUAUUCGUUUAAUUUUUACAUUUUUUUUGUAAACACCCUAUUCGGAUAUUUAAGCUUGUUGAUUCAACAUAUCGAAACGUUUGCAACUUGGCUAGGCCGCAGAAGUUUGUGAAGAAAUCGCACUGCUAUGAGAUAGCAGAGGGUGCAUAGACAUUUGAACAUCACAAGAAGUCCCGCUGUAAAGAUUGUACUCAUUGAUGGGUAUUUUGUUGUUAUUACGUAUUAGGUUCAACCUGUAUAUUUAUAAAACUCUUUUUAUGUUACGUAUAUCAUUAUGUGAUCUUACUGACGUAUCUACACUACACAUUUUAGGACGUAUCUGCUAUUUUAAGUGAAACUUACAAGCAAGACCAGUGUUUAUCAAAACUUACAAGCCCUGUUAUAUGUUCUUCUAAUAAGAAGAAAUUAUUAUUAUUAUUAUUAACUCAGGCAGGCAGUUUUCACUGAUAAGUGCCUGUAUUCAACUUUUCAGUUGUGUUUUCCUUUCUCUGUUUUAUGGUAAUUGUCCAAUUUGUUUUUGAAGGUGUUGAUGCUAGAAGCGGAGACCACGUCCUGCGGCAGCCCGUUCCACGCUGUUACUACUCUGUUAGUCAGGAAAUGCUUAUGGGGGUUGUUGUUUGAAAUUCUUUUACAGGGUUUGAGCGUAUGACCUCUUAGAUUGGUGUAAUUCUCUUGUAAUAAUUUUCAUAAUUACAAGAAUGUGUUUAUCAAAGGAGCUCGGUGGCGCAGCGGUAAACGCGCUCGGUCUGCGAUUGUUGAAGUUAAGCAACUUGCGCAAAGGCCGGUCAUAGGAUGGGUGACCACAAAAAAAAGUUUUUUGUCGAGCUUCUCCGUGCUUCGGAUGGCACGUUAAGCCGUUGGUCCCGGCUGCAUUAGCAGUCGUUAAUAACCAUCAAUCCGCACUGGGCCCGCGUGAUGGUUUAAGGCCCGAUCUCCCUAUCCAUCCAUAGGGAAGGCCCGUGCCCCAGCAGUGGGGACGUUAAUGGGCUGAUGAUGAUGAUGUUUAUCAAAACUACACAUGUAAAUUACAAUACAAUACAAAUACACUUUAUUGCACCAAAGUAUAUUUUACAAUCCCUCUACUUAGAUAACGGAAAAGCCAAAAUGCUGUUACAUGCACCGAUCUGAUAAAAUUCAGGACACAUAUAAGGAGGCCAAGAUGCUAUACAAUUUGGUCAAGCGGGGUUUGAAAUUGAGAUGUGAGUGAAUACUUGCGUCUGGGUUUCAACCCUUGUUUUAUUUUCUAUGAGGCUGUAUUGAGCGGCAUUGUCACUUUUGAGACAAAGCUCAUUAAAUAAAGAUUUUUAAAAAAAAUCCCUCUACUUUUUUGAUAAACGUAAUGUACACGUACAGUCAUGAGCAAUAUCAUGUACCCACUUUAGAACCCUGUCACACUAAAAUAUUUGACAUUUAAUGAGACUUACGGUUUAAUUUGUCAAAAAAGUUAAUGUGACAUGGUUUCAAAGUGUAUACAUAUUAAUACUCGUGACCGUACAUGUAACUUGUAGCUUGUGAACGUGUAGACUUGUAAGUUUUGAUAAACACGACAUAGCAACGUAACAUCAAUACGAUCUGAGAUUAUCGAUUAAACGGAAUUUUGCAUUGUUUGUUGACAAGUUUUUUUUUAUUAUCAAACUGAUAUUUAUGUGAUCAUUGUUUUGUGUUCAGAUGAAAAAGACAUAAUUUAUGGAAAAAUAUAUUUGUUAUAUUAAAGAUAAAAUCAUUGUGA